AUGUUCCGCUCCCUCGCCUUGGUCCUCGUCUUCGCCGCCGUCGCCAUCCGCGCCCAGACCCUGGGUGCCUGCCAAACCUUCUGCAACGCCCAAGGACCUAGCGCCACCUACUGCAUGGCCGACACUCCGUGAGGAGUCCAACGUCUUCUGAAACCUUCAGAACUUCAGAUUCAACUCGGUCGGCAACAAGUCGUGCUUCAACCUCUGCGUCAACAACUGCAUGGUCGACGUCUCCAAGUGCCUCGACAGCAACUAUGCGUAGGUCCUUCUCUCAGAUCAGGCUCAAGAAGUUAGACUCCAGAUGCGCCAUCAAGAAGACGCCCAUCGGAGGCAACAACGACCUGAAGAAGAGCGGCUGCGACAAACUCUUCUACCCCGCCUGGUACUUCACUACUCCAGCCCCCGGAAAGUAAAAGUUCUGUCGGAUGUGCUGAAUAAAUGACGAAGAAUCAUUUCCGUGUUACAUCAUCAUCAGCAAGUCAUCCUUUAGAAAAAAGUCCAAGCCUUAAUGAGAAAAUGAGGGUCAUUUAAUGAAAUGAUGACCAAAGAAGGCAUUCUUUUUCGGCUUUUUUUUUUUGAGAUGAACGGGCUCCUAGAAUUUGCAGUUGGCGUAUCUCUACUACUCAUUCACUUAUUCAGUAUUAGUUUCAAUGUGUGUGCGUUUGUCGCUGUGAGAAGAUAUAAUAGAAAGUGUCCAGGUGAGAGAAGUUUUUUAGUGGUCCUUAAAGGGUACUUGAAAUAUGAUCACCAAUGGUUCGAGGCGUAUAUAAGCUGUUCUUGAGCUUCUGUGUGAAGGAUUUUUCCAUUUCGAUUUUUUGUAGGGCUUGAGGAAAAAAGCUGGAGUUUCAAAGUUUGCUAUGAAAGAAGGGGUUUGUUGACUUAUCAAAUGAGAAAUAUGGAACAAAAAGCAUAAAGAGUUAAGAAAAUAGUUUUUUAAAAUCUUCCCUUCAAGAUUUAAAGAAAAUUUCUCCGAGUCGAUAUUUUCAAUUCACUUUUUUUCCAGCGGCACUUCCGAUAGUCUAUAUAAACCUUAUGAUUUUCUCCGAGACUUUCUACAACUUGACCGGCUUCCUACAGUUCUGUUUCCCAUUUUUGGUUCCUGACAGCGUUGAGAGAGGUUUUAUUCACUUAUCCUGAAGCUCGCCUAGAAAAUUACACAUUGAAGUAGGUUCAUGAAAUCCAGUUUCUCAAGUUGAGAAACUGGAUUUCAUGAACCAGAAUCGAGGCUUGAAUAUAGUUGAGAGCGAAAAUUCAGAUGCUCAAAGUGGAGAAAACGACGGUAUAUCGCUUGCUGCAAGGUUGCAUGAAGAAAACUUUGAAAAAUUACCUUGGCUGAAAUUUCACUUCAGUUCAAAUGAAUAAAUAUUUAAAUGUUCGAAAAUACUGACCUCCUUCCCAAAAGAAAAGAGCUUUAUUGAAGUUACUGACCAUAUUUAAACUUUGAGCCGUCAUAAUUUUGUUUUCCAAAAAACUCCUUUGAAGUUCUCAUGCAAAAAUUCGGAAUCAGCGUGAAAAACACCCCAUUGAACUUUUUCUCAAUAAUCAUUUGGGAGCGCUGAGAUAUUUCCAGAAAAGAAGGAAUCUUUUUUCAGAAGUUUUCAAGUGGACGGCCAUACCUGCCGCUACCUUAGGACUCAUUUUCUACUGCCAAAGGAUUUUCAUGACACCUUUGAUGACGAUAAAUCGGGCCUUACUCACCUUGUCCCCAACGAAAUCUCAUUGGUUUUGCAAGCCAAGACUCUGGUUCUACAACGCCAUCAUUGCGGUUUCGAUUUUCAAUCAGAAACUGAUUUUUGAUUGAAGGUUCUUCAGAGCCUCGUCUUCACUUUCGCCAUCAUCCCCUUAUUUUUGGACUGCCCCACGAUUUUUGACAUCCGGAGAAUAGCUUUUCUGCCGACCUGCGGCGAACCGCAAAAGGUCCGGUUUGAUAUUAUUAACUUUAUCAAAAGAAUAAAUUUUUUCAGAUAACUUCAAUCCUCCAAAUGAUUAUAAUUUCAUCAUUGUCGUUCUCCUUGUCUGGAAAUGUUUUACUGAUUCUAUAUAUCAAGUUCCGAAGGACUACAGUGUUCAAAAGGAUGACCAGCAUUCGAAGUGAGUUCUUCGAAACUUUGAGUUCGGGCAUUUACGAAUUCUGAAAUCUCCAGAUCUAAUUCGAAAUUCCUAAUGUUUUCAUUAACCCCUUCAGUAGCCUGGAAACUAAGCUCGGACUUUUUAGUAAUAAUUAAAGUUUUUGUGCAGAAAAAAGCUCACCUUUGCAUUUUUCAGUGAUCGCUUACAGCUUUUAGCACCUCUUGGUACUUUUUGGUUAAAGCCUAGGGACUCAACUUGAACCUCCUAAAGUGGUCACUCAUAGUUUUAUAAGCACAUAAGCUUAAUUUUGACUUUCCUAGGCUACUUGAAAUUCAAUGCGGAUCUUUAUAGUUGCUUACAGGUUUUAGAGAUUAAUAACUCUGUUCAGACCCUCCCGUACCCCCUAAAAGCUGAAAAGCGAUCUCUUUUCAAACUCAAAUAUUUCGGGCUUGUUUUCUCAGAAAACCAGAGUGGAAUAAGCUUCCGAGCAGCGAAAAGCCGGAUACGUGCCGAAAAUACCUUGUUGAUCCAGGCGGUGGCAGUUUCCUGUACCUUACUCGAUUUUGAGAUAACUGAUAAGAUCGCUGUCUUCUUUAGUGUUAGUUAUCUUGUGCUAAUCUCAAACAAGUGGAUGUUUCCAGGAAGAAUACCAGAAGUUGCCGAUUUUUGUCCAGCACAUUGCUUUUAGCACCCGAAUCUACUCCCAGUUCUUCACCAACUUCACCGUCUAUUUCAUUUUCACCAAGCUUCUCCGACUGGAAAUCAUCCGUCUGUUCAAACCCGACUACAAACGAAAAACGAUGGCCUUCAUGAGCAAAAUCUCCUCGAAUGAUGUCAUCAAACAAUAA
This is a messenger RNA of Caenorhabditis auriculariae, 2918 nucleotides long. Lineage: Eukaryota; Metazoa; Nematoda; Chromadorea; Rhabditida; Rhabditidae. The record is from the annotation of a GenBank genome assembly.